AUGGCUCUCCAUCCGGAGCGUAAAUUGAUCUGGCAGCGAGUCAUACCAACCAUGGCUGCUGAGCAAGAGUAUUUGAUGCAUCUUCUGCUGGCGCUGGCCGGCACGCAUGCGCUAUGCGAGGCAGACUCACCCGACACCAAUUUAUUGAACUCCAAAUUUGACCAGACUAUCCCCGAAGCAGAAUGCUUUCGUGACUACCACCGCAUCCUCGAUCAUCACCAGAAAGGCCUUGAAGGUUUCCGACACGCAUUAUCAGAGGCGACAGCUAGUACAGCCGAAUACAUAUUCUGUGGCUCCAUCCUAAUAGUGGCUUUUUCUUUUGCUUCCUUGCGCAUUCGCGCUUUAGGUGAUAAGGGAAUAGGCUUCCACAAUGGUGACUCAGCCGGAGAACCCUGGAUUGACUGGCUGCAUCUAGUUCGCGGUUUGGGCGCUUUGGUAGGAGAGCACUUUAUAGCUCUCCGGACCAGCAGGUUACGGACCUUAAUGGAUUACCCUCAAGCUAAUGAGCACUGGAAGGACUUUCUAGCGAUAACGCCCACACGGGUAUUCCCACGUCUACGACACGCGUCCCCGCAAUUUGUUCGCUUCUCCCAAGGAGCUGCUCAGCAGAUUUCCUUGUUGCGCGGCUUUGCGAACACCCUUACCCAGGACUUUGGGAUAAACAUGGAAGAAACCCCAAGCCCAGAUUCUUAUGGAUCUCCCAAUAUACAAACGAUUCCAGAUUUUCUACGCGAACAAAUCAGCACGCUCGAUUGUCUUGAGCAAAUGUACAUGCGAACUCUCUACGUCUUUCACUUUUCAGCCAGUGAGCGCGAUAGCUCCGCCUCCAUGGAUAUUCAGACCGACCUAGAAGAUGCAGCUGUCCUGUCGUGGCCGAAUUUCAUCUCAAACGCAUUUGUCUUGUCGCUACAGCAAGGACAGGAUGCAGGGAUCUUCGGAGGAUUUUCAUACGUGAUCCUGGCACAUUUCUAUGUCAUUCUGCUGCUAUUUGAGGAUUUGUGGUAUAUACGGGGGUCAUUUCCAAGGGAGAUCCGGAACAUUCAUCGGCUGGUCGAGACGCUCGGAGAUGGGGCGUUGAGGUCUCUCAUGGAGUGGCCGAUGGCAAUGCAGGGGGAGUAA
Aspergillus niger is the source of this 1119-nucleotide messenger RNA. RefSeq lists its product as hypothetical. The record is from RefSeq and is a predicted model, not a curated record. Lineage: Eukaryota; Fungi; Ascomycota; Eurotiomycetes; Eurotiales; Aspergillaceae. The transcript has a single exon. The coding region runs from base 1 to 1119 and encodes 372 amino acids. Gene Ontology annotation, molecular function: DNA-binding transcription factor activity, RNA polymerase II-specific. Gene Ontology annotation, biological process: regulation of transcription by RNA polymerase II.